AUGUCAAGCAAAGAGGAAACUGCUAUCAUUGAGUGUGCCCAUCAGCUGCGAAAGAUAGGUGAUCUUCUUGACUGGAAGUACAAGCUUUUGGAUAUACUCAUAAGGAAUUACCAACAGGCAGCCAAAAUCAAGUGAGAUUGAAUGGCAUCGAUGGAAGUGCAACUGACGUGACUGCUAGGUACAUGCAACGGCAUGUCCUCUCGCUGCUGGCCCGUUCAGAGAUAGACGGUCGUGCCCUGGACGGAGUAAGUUAGCCGGUUCUGUGGUGGGACAACUGCAGUGAAAGCAUACCAAACCUAACCCAAAGGAUCAUUUUCGAAAAUGCAUCUGGCUCUUCGCGGGAAACCUUAUGCAUCCGCUGUCCUACCAAGCAGCCUGUUCGCUUGAAACCAACAGCAAGCUUGGGGAGCUUUGAAGCUGAACUCUGAGAUAAGUGGACCUAUCAAUGGUGUUGACUGUUGACUUUACUGCGACAAAUGUGAAUAUUUAAGACUUGUAAAUAACAAUUUAUGGUUGAAAGCCUAAUUCAUUUGUAUCACGUGCUUUUCUGUGUUAGAAAUGCAUUUGUACUUUCUGUAAAUAAACAAACAAUGAUCUGCUAA
Molecule: messenger RNA, 602 nt
Organism: Alosa alosa (allis shad)
Lineage: Eukaryota; Metazoa; Chordata; Actinopteri; Clupeiformes; Clupeidae
Gene: pmaip1
Product: phorbol-12-myristate-13-acetate-induced protein 1
Exons: 2
Coding region: 1-135 (44 amino acids)
Biological process (GO): release of cytochrome c from mitochondria; DNA damage response; apoptotic process
Source: RefSeq, a predicted model, not a curated record